Molecule: messenger RNA, 7236 nt
Organism: Aspergillus costaricaensis CBS 115574
Lineage: Eukaryota; Fungi; Ascomycota; Eurotiomycetes; Eurotiales; Aspergillaceae
Exons: 12
Coding region: 1-7236 (2411 amino acids)
Biological process (GO): secondary metabolite biosynthetic process; fatty acid biosynthetic process
Molecular function (GO): 3-oxoacyl-[acyl-carrier-protein] synthase activity; phosphopantetheine binding; fatty acid synthase activity
Source: RefSeq, a predicted model, not a curated record
AUGGCCAACGACGAGUUGAUCCACAAGCUUACCUGGUCACCCGCCGCACUGUCCAAAGAGCCCUUAAGCAUUGCACAUGUGGUGUUUGUGGUCGCGGACAAGGAGAGUGAAAGCUUAUCUGCGUACCAGACGCAGCUUGUCAACGAGGGUAUCACCACAGUCAUUACCGAUGAUGCAAUGGAAAUUGACCCCUUGAUAACCCCGGAAACGAUUGUCGUCUAUGUCCCACCCACGGCUAAGACUAAGGAUGAGUUAUACGCGGCCGCAACUCAAGCAUGCACCGGAUUGAUCAACGUUGCACAACAGCUCUAUCGUAGCAUCCUUUCCGCUAAGAGCGAGACAGUUAAGCUAUUCCCUAUUGUUGCAAAGGACCAGGGCAUAGGCGACCUCGUAUACGCUCCACUGCAUGGCUUGUCGCGGGUGUCGAAGACUGAAAUCCCAGAGAUUUUUGGCGGCCUGUUUGAGGACGACCGCGGGUUCUUUCCGUUGUCCGCAGUGAAGUACGUACAGGGCUUCGAUGUGGUUAGAGUCUGCGAAGGCGAAGCACGGGUCGCUUAUCUUCAACCCUUUAUGGAUGAGCCCAGUGAUAAGAAGGGACUUCAGCUACAUGCAAACAGCUCGUACCUGAUCACCGGAGGCACCGGAGGUAUAGGCCUGGCAACAGCAACUUGGCUGGCGCAGCGAGGCGCCCGGAACAUAGUACUUGUGUCCCGCCGUGGCCUUCCACCAAGCAGUGACAGCAAGCCAGCUGAGGCAAAUAGCGCGGACCCAAUCUCGCGUAUUGCCAAGCUCAAGGCUGUGGGCGUUUCGGUACAUGUGCUGGCUGAUGAUAUCAGCAAGCCCAACGCUGAUGUGACACUAAGCCAAGCCAUCAACGACUUGGGUAUUCCACCGAUAAAGGGAGUCAUUCACGCAGCCGGUACCGCGGGUUACCAUACGCUGACGCGAUGCACUCCUGCUGAUAUUGCGGACAACUUAGCGCCGAAAGUGAUCGGCAGCUUGAAUCUAGACUCACUCUUCCCACCCAGGACUCUGGACUUCUUCGUAUUCACUUCUUCAGUUAGACAGCUUGUCGGAUUUCAAGGACAGUUGGCAUACGCACCCUCCAAUGCCUUCCUGGACGCACUGGCAGCCCACCGAAGGCGCCAUGGUGAUAACAGCAUGGCUAUCUUAUGGACUGGCUGGCAGGGAACAGGCGUCUGGAAUCAGAGCAAGGCAGCAAUGCGAAGGCUCAACAAGGCCUCUACUUCGAAGGGAAUAGCAGACAUCAGUCCGGACGGGGCAUUUGCGGCGUGGGACCACAUAGCCAGCCUUAAGACUGACCACGCAGUGGUGGUGCGCGUUUUGGAACUCGAUGAUGAUGAGCCCGUACGACAUCCUAUACUUAAAGACGUCACACCUCGAAAACAAGCACAUCAACUCACCACUAUGAAUUACAAGGAUUACCCUAAGCAUGCAAUUGCGGUGAUAGGCAUGGCUUGUCGUACAGCUGCUGGGAACACUGAGAAUGAUCUUUGGCAGGCCAUCCUGGAGGGCAAGAGUAUAGUGCAUGAGGUAGACGAGAAGCGAUUCCCCGGUGUGGUCCGCGAUGGCAAGAUGUGGGGAAGCUUUAUGUCUGAUAUUGACUCAUUCGAUCAUCAAUUUUUCCAAAGAUCCAAGCGGGAAGCCGCUGCUUCAGACCCGCACCAGCGACAACAGGGAGAAACUCACGACCCAGAUAGCCACACAACUGGCUGCUUCAUCGGAAUGAGCGCUCCUGACCACAUCUUACAUUUGGCGAGCAAUCCCCACCCACCUUACACGGGACUGGGCAUGAUGCGAUCAUUCGUGGCUGGCCGAUUGAGCCAUUACUUUGGCUGGACGGGCCCCUCACACACUAUUGAUACAGCUUGCUCGUCGGCUAUGGUUGCCAUUCACCAAGCCUGCCGUGCUAUUCAGGUUGGUGAGUGCACGCGGGCCGUCGCGGGUGGUGUUCAUCUACUUUUGAACAUGGAAAGCUCUGACGCACUGCGUGCCAGCGGGUUCACCAACGAAACCGGGACCUGCAAAGCGUUCGACUCGCGGGCUGAUGGGUAUUGUCGUGGGGAGGGCGUUGGCGUUGUCAUAUCGAAGCCUUUGGCACGGGCCUUACAAGAUGGGGACAACAUCCAAGGUGUGCUACUAGCCACCGGUAACAACCAAAACAUCAACAGCACCAGCAUCACCAACCCUGUUUUGGCGAGCCAGGUGGCGUUAUACAAAGAUGUGCUGGGACGCGCUGGAGUCAAGCCAGCAGAUGUCUCCUAUGUCGAGACUCACGGAACGGGCACGCGCGCCGGCGAUCCUGUCGAAAUCCAGGGUAUUCGAGAGGUAUUCGGUGGGAAGGAUAGACCAUCAAUCUUGACUAUUGCUAUACCGACGUCUCCGCGCGAAUGGCGCGAUGGUAUGCGCCUGGCCGUGGUCAACAAUUACGGUGCUUCGGGCAAUAAUGCUAGCGCUGUCGUUGCGCCGCCGCCUCUUCAGCAAUCUUCGGCAUCGCCAACGCUCCCAUCCGCUUCUACCUGGCCUGUUUUUAUUUCCGCCGCUUCACGUGCUAGCCUAUUGGAGUACUGCAAUACAUUGAGUCGCAAGAUUAUCGAAGAAUCACCUGCUCCUGAGUUGUUUCCUCACCUGUCUUUUGCUUUGGCGACGAGACAGAACCGUCAGCUUCGGCAUCUCUUCUGUACAUCAGCGACUUCAUUGAGCAAUAUACAAUCCCAGCUUUCCGACCCAGAGAAGAAUAUUGUCCCCUCACCACAACCAAAGCCAGUCGUGCUCCUUUUCAGUGGACAGAACGGCGAUACCGUGCCUUCAGUUGGACCGCUAUAUGAGAGCAGUCUGUUAUUUCGAACUCAUCUGCACCGGUGCGAGGAUGUGAUGCAGUCGCUUGGGCUCCCAAGUCUUUUCCCAGUUAUCCUUCAGGCAAUCCAAGGCGGGGCUGAUCUCAUCCUCCGGCACAUUAGCAUGUUCGCCAUUCAGUACUCGUGUGGAAUGUCGUGGGUUGACUCUGGAGUAAAGCCCCAGGCUCUUUGCGGACACUCCUUGGGCCGAGCAGCUCUUAUCAAGGAGCUUUGGAGCGAUGACCCCGGAUCGAUGGUAGCAAUCGAAGCUAAUUUGGUCGGUACUAACACAACCCCAGAAAGACACUUAGAGCCAUUUUACAAGAUUCAUCCAGGCAUAAAGCUGGAUAUAGCGUUCUUGAGAGGCAUGCAUGCGUACCAUUCCAGCAUGGCAGACAUAAUCGUGGAUGAGUGCGCCAAGCUGUCGGCUUCGAUACAAUUUCAGGUAACCUGUAUAUUUUGGCCAAGCGAUGUCACGCAUAGUCGACCGUCUGGGGGCGUGCACAUUCCUGGAAGCCGGCGUAAAUGGCCCCAUAGUCGCGAUGGCACGGAGCGCGUUGCCACAGGCCCCAGCUCAAGGGAAUCACACCUUCCUGGGCAUCAGUGGGAGGGACCUGGUGCGAUCACUGGCCAAUGCCACGGUCACGCUGUGGAAGACCGGGCAGACAAACGUGCAAUAUUGGCUUUUCCACCAACCCAAUGUCAGCGGACGAGCUACCGGCCUGUGGCCCUGCCACCCUAUCAUUUUGAAAAGCACAGGCACUGGCUGGAUUACCACGGUCUGUCUGAUGACAGAGAUAAGAAGACUGGAGAGAACGGGCCAGAACAUCCAGCUGUUUGUCCUCAUUGUCAGAGAGACACCGCUGAUCGUCCGUUUAUCAAGCAAGACAAGUCUCACACCCAGAAGGCGGGCGAGUCGGUUUUCACUAUCGACAUGCACAGUAGGCGCUAUCAAGAUCUCGUCAAGGCCUCAGUGUAUCUGGAGCUGGCUGCGCAUUCUGUUGCCUUAUUGCUGAACAAUAAGAUAACGUCCAGCAUAGUGGUAGACGACAUACAUUUCAAGGCCCCCUUGAGUUUGGAUACGCAGCGUUCCGUGAAGCUGACACUGACAAACAAGCAACGGUACACGUGGGGGUUUGAAUUCAUCUCCAACAAGGAUGAAAAGUCAAUAUUGCACGCUAUUGGCAACAUCUCACUCAGAGACAACAGCAGUGGAAAGGCUGAGGAAGAACAAGAAAUGAAAGACAAGUGGACCCGCAUGAUUAACCUACUCGAUAAUGAUCCCGACACGGACGCUUUGCGCGGUGCAAUGGUAUAUAAAGUGUUCGGUAAUAUGGUGAAGCACGCAGCUGCAUACCGCGGCUUGCGGCAUUUGGUUGGAAAAGGCACCGAAGGCGCAGCGGACAUCUCCAUACCGGUGAAGGAACUCAAUACUGUGGCUAGAACACCCAACGAUAAUGUUGUUUAUGCUCUUGUGAUGAACAACUUCCUCGAAGUCCCGGGUGCAUAUAUUAACUGCUUAAACGUCUUUGGUGACGAGGAUGACAGCAAGGCUUAUAUUUGUACGAGCUUGGGGUCUGUGGGCCCUCUUAACAAGCUCUCAGACGGCAGAUAUUACAGGGUAUAUGCGCAGAUCGUCCGGCAGAGCUCCAAUGAGGCUAUAUUAGUUGUAUUGGCCUUUGAUUCACAGACUAUGGAAUUAGUCUUGUCUGCCAAAGACAUCAAAUUCUCAGGGAUCUCCACCGGCACGUUGACCAAGUUACUGGCCGGCGCGGAUCCCAAUUCAACGGCCAACGGUCACACUGGCCCAUCGCAAGUUGCGGAAACACCUGAAUCCUGGCAACCAACGGAAUCAAACCCUGGGACGCUAAGCCGGGCCCUUGAUGUUCCUGUCGCAGAAGUGACCAAGGGUGCCUCGCUCGAGGAGCUCGGUGUCGACUCGCUAAUCAGCUCAGAGAUAUUGGCUAGUAUCCAUGACUCUCUUCAAGUCAGUAUUUCUGUCGAUGAUUUUGCUGCAGCUACCGACGUUGCCUCCCUAUGUGAGUUGAUCUCUGCCCGGGACGAUGAAGUUCUUCUGGGGCCAGAACAUGUCUCAGAGACUGAUAAAGAUGAGAAUUCUGACUGGCAAAAGACCGCUAUCGAGAUACUUGGUCGGUCUCUCGACGUACCGGUGGCAGACAUUCAGAUGGAUUCUCAGCUUGAGGAGCUCGGCGCCGAUUCGCUCAUUGCGGCGGAGAUAGCCAGCAACAUCAAUGAUGCACUGAAUCUGACUAUCUCGUCGACCGACUUUGCUUCUUUGACAAAUGUGAGAUCGUUGUGUGACCUCAUUACGCAUGUUUCGGGGCGCGUGCCAACGCAGGCCACUGCUGCAUCUCCAUCAGGAAAUACCACUUCAGAGAUGAGUAACGGGGUAGCUUCAAACGGCCAUCCAACCACUCAAUAUGAGGACAAUAGCCAGAUAUACGCGAAGGAUAAUGCAGAGCUAAUCCAUGAAGUUUUCCAGAAAUUUCGCCGCGGCUUUGAUUCUCAUGCAAAAGAGGUCAAACUGGCAGGCUUCUGGGACAAUGUAUACCCAAGGCAAUUAAGCGUUGUGACAGCCUACAUCCUCGAAGCGUUCGAGAGACUCGGAUGCCCUCUCAAAAUUUUCAGUCAAGGAGAAACGCUCCCUCCACUACACAGCACGCUGCAUAAGUACCAAAGAGAGGUAUCGCGGCUAUGGGAGAUCCUGGAAGAAGCUGGCCUCGUCGAGAUGCACGGUGGUACUUUUAUACGGGGUUCUGCACCUCACGUACAAGAUAAAUCAGCCAAUGAUCUGAACACUGAUCUCUUAUUGAACUAUCCUCAGUACACAUCAGCACUUGGUUUGCUUGAUCUUCUCGGACCGCAACUGGCUGAGUGCCUCACCGGAAAGGCCGAGGCUACCUCUAUCCUAUACGAUAGCGACAAGGGCAGGAAGCUUCUUGAGAGCUUCUAUGCCAACGAUCCUGGUCUUCUUGCGGCCAACCGGGUGCUUGGCGAUUUUUUCUCCACGAUUAUGAAGGCUAGAACAUCCGACGAACCCUUCCGCGUGCUCGAAAUUGGCACCGGGCUUGGCAGCUCCGCCAGGCAUCUCCUCUCACAGCUUCAAUCCUGCGGCGUGCCUUUUACGUACACAUUGUCUGAUUCUUCUGUGGCACUGCUGAGGCGUUCCAAAGCGAGACUACAGGACAUCGAAGGAUUGGAGUUCCGCCAAUAUGACAUCGGGGAAGACCCUCCCGUGGACCUGCUGGGACGCUACCACGCCGUGAUAUCUAACAGCUAUGUCCAUGCGACGCGCAACCUGCAGAACAGCCUCGCCAACAUCCGCAAGUUGGUGCGGCCCAACGAUGGAUGUGUGGCGCUGAUAGAGCCAACACAAAGACUAGCCUGGUAUGACCUCGUUUGGGGCUUGCUCGAUGGGUGGUGGCAGUUCGAGGAUGACCGCACACACGCACUGCAAAGCCCGUGGGCAUGGAGAAGUGCCCUGCAGAACGCCGGGUUUGCACACGUUGACUGGUCUGAGAGCUCCAGUCGUGAGUCUCGUACUGUUCGGGUGAUCUGCGGGAUGACAGCUGAACCGGAGAGGCGAUGUCCGGCCGAGGCAACGUCUAUGCUCUUGCACCGGGGGACUUCUGCGUCUGGAAAACGAAAUCUGUUCCUGGCCCCGGACGGUUUUGACAUUUCUGUCUACGCGCUCAAUAGUCCCUUCAUGCAUAGUAAGCCUGACCUGGAUAAGCCGCUAACCAUUGAGGAACUCGCUGCCAUCUACGUGGGCGAAAUCAAGCGCCGACAGCCUGAGGGCCCAUAUCUGUUGGGCGGAUAUUCUGUCGGUGGCGUGUUAGCCUUUGAGGCGGCACGACAACUUCUCGAAGACGGCAACUACGUCGGGAAAUUAUUUCUGAUCGACACUGCAUGUCCGACAUUCAUCCGUUACUUCCCCAACGCCCUGGUCAUGUUCCUAGAUUCCAUCGAGCAAGUGCGCGUGAGGAAUGGCAGUGAGUUCCGACCAAACCGCCAAGGCAGAUUGGUGGCGAACGAUCACUUCUUCUUGGCCCGGCAGCAGAUGCGAGCAUAUCAGGUGCGCAGGCUACCUGGACGGAAGAUGCCGCAGGUAGUGCUGAUCUCUGCGAAAGAGGGUGCGGACAAGCAGGAAGGAGUGCCUCGCCCGGCAUUUCUGCCGGAAGACGAGAAGGCCGUGGACUGGUUUCUGAAUGAUCGUACCGACAACGGAUAUUUUGGUUGGAACGAGGUUCUGGACGAUAUCAAGGUGGUUCGGGCCGACGGUAACCAUUUCACCAUGAUGUUGCCCUCAAUGAUCAGUGGAUGGGGCGCGGAACUCGCUAGCAUGUUGGAGGAAUAG